Molecule: messenger RNA, 2666 nt
Organism: Cercocebus atys (sooty mangabey)
Lineage: Eukaryota; Metazoa; Chordata; Mammalia; Primates; Cercopithecidae
Gene: WDR41
Product: WD repeat domain 41
Exons: 13
Coding region: 364-1587 (407 amino acids)
Biological process (GO): regulation of autophagy
Cellular component (GO): lysosomal membrane
Molecular function (GO): protein binding
Source: RefSeq, a predicted model, not a curated record
UGCUCCGCACGCGUCCACCAGGGGCCGCUCGAGCUACCUAAGCUCCGUGGGCUACCCGGCGGCGCCCCCGCGCGUGCUCACUCGGAGCAGCGCGCGCCCCGCAAUCGCCGCAGCCGUCCCCGCCUCCGGCCGCCGCUCCGAAGUGAUUGCCCAAACCAAGCCUCUGUGGCUGGGUACGGAAGCGCUUUCGGGACAAAAAUUCUCCCUCAAUUGUGGUCUGCAUUCCUUCGGCCGGUGGGCUGAUCUGGGGCGGGAAGGAUUAGCGCCUCAGUUGCGCUGCAGCCGGGGAGGAAGGAGGAGGCCGAGCCCGGGGUGGAGUUCUGGCAGACGGGCUAGACCGGGCGAGACGCCGCCGCUGCCCGGAUGUUGCGAUGGCUGAUCGGGGGAGGCCGAGAACCGCAGGGACUGGCCGAGAAAUCUCCUUUACAGACAAUAGGUGAAGAACAAACCCAGAAUCCCUACACUGAACUGCUUGUACUAAAAGCUCAUCAUGAUAUUGUACGAUUUCUGGUACAGUUAGAUGACUACAGAUUUGCAUCUGCUGGUGAUGAUGGAAUUGUAGUUGUGUGGAAUGCUCAGACAGGGGAAAAACUUUUAGAACUGAAUGGACACACUCAAAAGAUAACAGCUAUUAUUACAUUUCCUUCCUUGGAAUCUUGUGAAGAAAAAAAUCAACUCAUCUUGACAGCCUCUGCUGAUAGAACAGUUAUUGUGUGGGAUAGUGAUACUGGCAGACAAGUUCAGAGAAUAUCAUGCUUCCAGUCUACUGUAAAGUGUUUAACUGUUCUUCAGAGACUAGAUGUUUGGCUUUCUGGUGGGAAUGACCUGUGUGUGUGGAACCGAAAAUUAGAUCUCCUGUGUAAGACUAGCCACCUUUCUGAUACAGGUAUUAGUGCUUUGGUUGAAAUACCUAAGAACUGUGUUGUGGCAGCAGUUGGCAAAGAACUGAUAAUUUUCAGGUUGGUAGCACCCACAGAAGGAUCACUAGAAUGGGAUAUUCUUGAAAUUAAGCACCUUCUUGAUCACCAGGAUAAUAUUCUCUCAUUGAUUAAUGUCAAUGAUUUGAGUUUUGUCACCGGCUCCCACAUCGGAGAGCUGAUCAUCUGGGAUGCGCUGGACUGGACCAUGCAGGCCUAUGAACGCAACUUCUGGGACCCAUCUCCACAACUGGACACCCAACAAGAAAUAAAGCUCUGUCAAAAAUCAAAUGACAUUUCUAUUCAUCAUUUCACAUGUGAUGAAGAGAAUGUAUUUGCUGCAGUUGGAAGGGGUUUAUACGUGUAUAACCUUCACAUGAAGCGUGUGAUUGCCUGCCAGAAAACUGCACAUGACUCCAGCGUCCUGCACAUUGCCAAACUUCCAAACAGGCAGUUAAUCUCAUGCUCAGAAGAUGGCAGUGUACGCAUUUGGGAGUUAAGAGAAAAACAGCAGCUUGCAGCUGAGCCUGUCCCAACAGGUGUGUCUUCUCUCAGAAAGGUUUUUUUAACAUGUGGGGAUUUGGAAGAGUCAACAAACAAGCCAGCCAACCUGUUAAAAAGCAGCAAGAAAAUGCUACUUCAUGUUCACUGGAGCUUAUUGGAGAUUUGAUUGGACACUCGUCAUCUGUGGAGAUGUUUCUAUACUUUGAAGAUCACGGACUAGUGACAUGCUCUGCUGAUCAUCUCAUUAUUUUGUGGAAAAAUGGAGAGCGAGAAUCUGGAUUGCGCAGUUUAAGAUUAUUUCAAAAAUUAGAGGAGAAUGGUGACUUAUACCUUGCUGUCUAGUUUAAGGAAUUAAAAAUACACAUGCAUGAACCUUGAACAUCAAAUAUCGGGUACUACUUUGAAAACCAUUAAUAUAUCGAUCACUUAAAUUGGUAAUUUUUUUUUGUCAGUCCAUAAAAUUCUACAUAUUUAAAGUUUUUGUGGACCUACCAACCAGGAACAUGUUGCUUCUCAGGUCCUAGUAUAUUCUCCAAAGAAUAUACCACAAGUUUUCCAUUUGACUUUCAGCUGCUGUUGAAGUGGUGAGUGCUGUGUUUUGAGCUUAUUUUGAACCUAGACCCUUGUGAAAGGUACAAAUAGAGGUAAUAGUUAAGUUAUGGCAUUUAUUACAAAGUUUUAUUAUUUGGCUUCCUUUAGAAUUAUUGUGAAGUUUAAAAAUAGCCUUUCUCCUGCAAAUUUUCCUGGUCUUAUAGUAACUGUUAGUGUUCUAUAUAGCACAAACUUGAAUCUCUCAGCCAAAAAAAUGAACAUAUGUACUGUUAAUGUAUGGCAAGUUUUUUUUGGGUAUCAAUUUGUUUAGAUAAUUUAAAAAUGUUUUUUAGUUCUAGCUACUAAAACCUAUAUGAACUCAAAUGGAUAGGAAUCUUAUGAGGGUGUAUUUUUCCCAGUGCAAAGUGGCUUGAACAGCCAUGGGCUAAAUUGGUACUAGAACAACAACUGCCCCUCAUGUACACCAAGGAUGAGCUCCAGAUCAUUUGAGAGGCACAGUGUUUCCAGAGUCAGAGACUGCAGCUGAGCGCAACUGCCCCAUCUGACCACUGACUCAAAUACGAAUUGCUUGAGACAGACUUCAUUUAUGUAGUUCUUUGCAGUGCCCAUUGAGACACUAUAACCAGCCUUGUAACAAUGUUUUCUCCUUUUGGUGCUAAAAAAUAAAAAAAUGAGAAAGUAAAGUAGUCUACA